AACUAUGGAAGAUCGUUGAAUAUUCAUAUAGAUCAGUGCAAAGAUUAUUGGUGUGCUCAAUUCUUUAUGAGAAACAGAUGGGUGGCGACCCGAGCAGAAUUGCGAAAAACCCUCACAAAAGCUCAUGAGUUGCGUAAUCGAUCCCAAAGCCCAGCAGACAGUACUUGUAGCUCUGCUUAUGAAGACUGUCAUGAUUGGGAUACAGAGAAUGAUCAAAGUAAAAUUCAUGAAGAGUCUUUGGAGGAUUCAGAUUCUGAUUUCCACUCAGCACCUGAAGACGAAUAUCAAAUCUCUACCAUUUUUAGUAAUAGCUCUAACAAAAAACGUCGUGUAAAGUAAGCUUUAUAUCAAGCAUCUCUAGUGAUUAUAUAUUUUUGCCUUGUCGUUUAUUUAUUUUUAUAAUAUAUAUAUAUAUAUAUAUAUAUAUAUAUAUAUAUAUAGGAGCGAGAGCGAAGAGCCUAUUUCAUAUAAAGAAUUUUGCAUGAUUUUAAAAAAGAAAGCCAGAUAUUUGACAAAGCAACAAUCAAUUGCACAUACCUAGGAAAAAUAGUAUAGUAUAAGUAUUAUAUUUACACCUUAUACCUUGCUCUUUUUUCUGUCUUUUCUUUCUUUCUUUCUUUUUCUUUGUAUGUCUAAUACACAAACAAAUCUCUCUC
Molecule: messenger RNA, 656 nt
Organism: Phycomyces blakesleeanus NRRL 1555(-)
Lineage: Eukaryota; Fungi; Mucoromycota; Mucoromycetes; Mucorales; Phycomycetaceae
Exons: 2
Source: RefSeq, a predicted model, not a curated record